UCAUUGAAAGGCUGCCCUUUCACAUCAGCAGCUACAKUCUUCGCUCACUUGUACCACCAUGGCUGCUACACCGAAUUGUCCACGUUUUUUAUUCUGCUUUUUGUACAUGUCGUUACUGUUUGCGGGUGUGUUUUGCGACGAUGAUGCAGAAGAAGAUGACCAUGCCAAGCACACAUACACAGUAGAGAUGUUUAACGAGGCGGUGCCCACUGCACCCCACUUUGUCAUGUUUUACGCACCUUGGUGCGGCCACUGCCAGAGACUGCAGCCUGCCUGGAACGAACUGGCAGACAAAUAUAACAGCAUGGACGACCCACCAGCGUAUGUGGUCAAAGUAGACUGUGUCCAGGACACCAAGUUCUGCUCCAAUACGCACGGUGUCCGAGGCUACCCUACAUUAAAGUUGUUUAAGCCGGAGCAAGAGGCCAUAAAGUACCAGGGUCCCAGAGAUGUGCAGUCUUUGGAGACGUGGAUGCUGAAGACGCUGCAGGAGGAGCUGUCGGAACCGGAGAGCGAACUGGAGCCUCCUAAAGCCCCCGAGCCCAAACAGGGCAUGUACGAGCUCACAGCCCAGAACUUCAAGGAGCACAUAUCCAAAGGUGCUCAUUUCAUUAAGUUCUUUGCUCCCUGGUGUGGUCACUGCAAAGCCAUGGCGCUGACGUGGGAACAGCUGGCCUCCACCUUCGAGCACUCCGACGAUGUCAAGAUUGGAAAGGUGGACUGUACGCAGCACUACGAGAUCUGCUCUGAGAACGGCGUGAGGGGGUAUCCCACACUCCUCUUCUUCCACAACGGGCAGAAGAAAGAGCAGUACAAGGGGAAGAGAGAUCUGGACACGUUCAAGGAGUUUGUGGACGGCCAGCUCAAAGCUGUGCUCACCGAGGAGCACGAAGCAACCAAGGAGCAAAAGACAAACGAGAUCCCCGCUGACGAGCCUGAGCAGGAAGUAAAGUCGAAUGUGUUGGUCCUGACUGAGAGCAACUUUGAUGAAGCCGUAGCAAAAGGCUUCACUUUUAUUAAAUUCUACGCUCCGUGGUGUGGCCACUGUAAGAACCUGGCUCCCACCUGGGAGGACCUGUCCAAGAAGGACUUCCCCGGUCUCACCGACGUCAAGAUCGCUAAAGUGGACUGCACGGUGGAGCGCACGCUCUGCAACAAGUACUCUGUGCGAGGUUACCCCACCCUGAUUAUUUUCCGUGCCGGCGAGCAGGGCGAGGAGCAUCACGGUGGGCGGGACCUGGAGAGCCUGCACGGCUUCGUGAUGAGGCAGGCCAGAGACGAGCUGUAGGGACGAGCCAAUCAGAGCUCACGCUUCACUUUACCUGCUGCUCUGAGCAGCCAUCUUUGUUUCUCUCUCUUCUGGAAGGAGUUAAAGCCAGACCCUUGUGGUCGUUUGUGUCUUUUUCUAUUUUAAAGACAGAAUAAUUGAGUACUCUGAAUGUACCCCCCCCCCCCCCCCAACUCCACCUUAAAUCUCCUGUAGUUUUUAUGAUUGGUGGUUGGAUCUGACCACUGCAAGCACUGCUCCACAACCAAAAACUCACAAGUUACUUUUAAAGAAAUGGCACUUGUUUUUUUGUUUUUUUUUAUUUAAAUUUUUGUAUUAAAACAAAUCUGGUUCUGGAUUUGACUUKCAGUGCUAAACGUUUGGAUGUGUUGGGCUCUGUGAGGCUGAGUUUUGAUUUGAAGGUACUUUACGUUCACGCCGAUGAUGGCCUAUCUGACAGAACUCUCAGGGAACAUCCAGCCGGCUCACAGGAAGUCCUGACGAGCCCGCUAAGAACUCUCUGAACACCAGGUUCUACUUCCUGUAAAGACCUGGUGAUAUUCUGAGUCAUUUUCUGGCUCGUGUGAUUUUUACCUUUUUUUUUUCUACUUUUAAGAUCCAAACCUGAACCGUGCUGCUCCAAUCAGCUGCUUUUCUUCAGGCAAAUCAUUCRGAUGCAUUUCAGUCACUAGUUUUUAUCCUUCUAAUAGUAAAGUGUAAAUGAACGCAGCUGUUUGCUUUAAGCAGUAUUAAAUCCACAU
Messenger RNA from Austrofundulus limnaeus, 2028 nucleotides. It is a transcript of the gene txndc5, whose product is annotated as thioredoxin domain containing 5. The transcript is spliced from 10 exons. The coding region runs from base 59 to 1288 and encodes 409 amino acids. The record is from RefSeq and is a predicted model, not a curated record. Gene Ontology annotation, molecular function: protein disulfide isomerase activity. Gene Ontology annotation, cellular component: endoplasmic reticulum. Gene Ontology annotation, biological process: protein folding. NCBI's taxonomy places the organism in Eukaryota, Metazoa, Chordata, Actinopteri, Cyprinodontiformes, Rivulidae.